AAAAAUUGAUUUUGGCAAUAUUACAGUUGGAGGUGUGAGAAUAGAAUUACUCUCAAUUAAUAUUGCGUAGUUAACAGUAGCGGUUUCUGCACUCAAGUUAUCACCACGCUGCUAUUGUCGUGGGAAUACCAAUAAAAUAAAAGCGAACCUAUCAGUUUUGUACGAAUAACAAAGCGAUGAAAUGUUCUCAAGUUAUGAUGUAACUCAAGAAAGUUGCCAAGUUGACGUAACAAACCAAUCCCUUGCCACAAGUGUAACAACUGCUGACAGAAGUGCCACAAAGUUUCAAAGUUUUAUACACGAAGAUUUGUCAUCAGUUCUUCCACCUCCUGCACAGUUUGCAAAUGGGGACAUAAACAAAGAGGAACUCCCUACAAGAAAUGAACGACCACCUAUUCCUGAAAAACCUCAGUUUAUGGCAAACACUAAUAUGAAUAAUAAUAAUCGACAAAAUAUGGGGACUUUAAAUGGAACUACUAAACUCAAGAAUUUGAUGCUUUUACGGGAACCUACAAGGAAACCUGUGAUAAGACUAUUUUCCUCUGAUGAUGAAUCCUGUGAUUCUCUGUCAGAUAGCGAUGAUUCUGGAGAAGAAUUUGAAAUGCCUAUCCAAAAAGAAGAUACAAUAUCAACUAGUGGAACUUCAACAAUUUCCUCAAUCUCAACUUCUUCCCUCGAUCAAAUAACAGAAGAAGAUAGAGCGCUAUACGUCAUCGCUAAAAUCACAAUUCCUGAGCAAAAAUUAACUAAAUGCAUGCAAUUGAAGAUUACAGAGACAGUAUGGACUGCAAAACAACGAAUUAUUCAAUCUCUCGCCAAGAAAUUUCCAGAUCCACUUAACUAUGGACUUUAUCAUGAAAAAUAUGGAAUGUUUCUUCUUGAUCACAAACCUAUGUCUGAAUAUAUUGAAGCUGGAUCAGUGGGAGCUAUGCAGAUGUUAUAUAAAUGUAGAAAAAUGGCAGAUCAUCCUCAUAUUUCAAAGGAAGGAAGAAAACACACGAAGAUGCAAAGCGCUUCCAAGCGACGAGAUUUUCUAAGUUACGUUCAACAAUAUUCUACGGAUAAAAUAUAUAGUUUGAUACGAAAAGGAAUUGAUCCGAAUUUUCAAUGUCCGAAUACAGGAGAAACUCCACUUACAAUCUUGAGUAGCGGCCAAUCUCGUGCUGAAUGUGUAUCAGUGUUCAUGGCAUUACUGGGAGGUGGAGCUCAUCUGGAUUACAGGAAUAAAAGAGGAUUCACACCUAUGCAUGUUGCUGCUAGGAAUGGAAAUAUACAAAUGAUAAGGACAUUGAUAGAAUUCCAGGCUUCACCUAAUGUUGUCGACAGUCGAGAUCUCACGCCGUUAUAUCAUUGUAUAUUACUUGGGUCCGACCCAUCUGCUGCCAGAAUACUUAUACAAAGUAACUCUAUUAUUGGAUGUAGAGAUUCGCAGGGAUGGACUGAAAUACAUCAGGCUUGUCGACACGGUCGUCUGCAACUAUUAGAACUUCUGUUAUCGUGCGACAGUGUAGGUGAAGAACAUAUAAAUGCACGAAAUGCAUCUGGGAACACACCACUUCACGUUUGCGCUCUUUACAAUCAAGAAUUUUGCGCAGUAACUCUUUUGAUGCAUGGAGCAGACACAACUAUAUUGAAUUUUUCGAAUCAAGAUGCCGUCCAGGUCGCCCAUGUAGCAUCAAAUGUAAGCGUCGCUUCUCUCAUCAAAGAUUUUCCGAAUAAUAUGGAUAAUAUCGAUCAUCCUCUAAUUCGAGCAAGAGCUGAAACAGUGUCUUCGUCAAAACCACCCAUUGCGCCAUCACCAGAUACCUCACCUAAACACAAUGCAAAGAAACAUAAUGGAAGAUCAACGUGGACUCCCAGUUCGUUGAUGAAGCAUUCCAAGCAAUAUAUUCUGCAGAAACAACACAGCGUAUCAGGAACAUUAGGAAGAAGCAAAGGAGAAUCAUACACAAUCGAUACAGCUAUGGUAGAAAACAGAUUCGACUCCAAGCUUCCACCAAAUGCCAAGAUACCAGACGUUAAAUAUCCAAAAACAACUGGAAACGGUGUAGUCGAUGAAAACAAAGUCCGAAUUGUCGUCAGAAAUUACGAUGCAAAAACUUCAGAAGAACUAUCCUUGCGAGUUGGGACAAGAGUUAUCGUUUUGAAUGCAAGAUCAGCUCCUCCUGGAUAUCAUGAUGGAAUGGUUGGAAACCAACGUGGAUUUUUUCCUAAAGAUUGCGUAGAGGAAGUCAGAUUGAGGAGACCUCUUGCUGAUACAGGUCAACGAGCAACUUCUGACAACGUUAACGAAAGACAUUCAAGCGGGAAAUUCAAAAGUUCGACCAAAAAGCAACAUACAAGUGCCGACGGUUCAUCUCUAACACAAAGGAAUACAAUGCCGGAUUCGGUGAGCAUCGUAUCAUUUGAAUCCAACGAUGAAGUCAAUACAGGACGGAAGUCUACAUCGUCCAGGAGCGAGGAUUUGGCAAAUCUCCAAGCAACCUCCGUCUCCGGUAUAUUUCAUAAUACAAGAAGUGUAGCUUUAUGGAAAGGCUCAGACGGAUUUGGUUUCAUCCUAAGGGGAGCAAAAUCCGAAGGACCAGUCCACGAAUUCAACCCGUCCGCAAGAUAUCCAGCAUUGCAGUAUUUAGAAUCAAUUGAAGAAGGCAGUAACGCUCAUAAUGCAGGAUUACGCUCUGGAGAUUUCAUUAUUAGGAUCGGAGAUACAGACGUUAGAAAGUUUGGCCACCAGCAGUUAGUCGACACCAUACGAUCAUGUGGAGAACCACUACAUAUGCAAGUUACGACGGUCAUCAAUAGGACACAGAACGGAGAUACAGUUUCGCUUCAUUCAAAUUCUAGUGGAAAACAAUCACAAAAAGGUCACGGAAAAUCGGACUCGAUAUCAUCAGCGUUAGAUCAAUUGGACAACGUUAUUGCCAUGGAGGAUAUGGACGGAUCGGAGAGAACAGCUUCGUUAAGAAGGUUACCUGGUGGCAGAAGAAUAGGUGGUGAUCAUCUUCAGAAUUUAUUUUCACGGCCAAACGGAAGCGUAGAUCCUAUAGCUACAUUACCAAGAGCCCCACAAACAAGUACAUUUACUAGCGCAAAGAAACCUUUAUGUGUUCCACCACCUUCGUUAUCAAGCAGUAACACAUUCCAGUAUGAUAAUACCGACAAUCGUUAUUCGUCGUCACAUGAAGAUACCCAAAGUGUUCGUAGUAUGUCAUCGUCCUCUUCUAAUUCAUCGACUUUCACAACAUGGGGAAGAUAUUCGGGAACUGCAAACGCUCCACCGCCAGUCACUAACGGAAAAGAAUUCAGAUCUCAUUCGGUCUCUGGAGCAACCGGGGAAAGACUCUUGAUGCAAAGUGGCGCAAAAUCAAAACGACUUCCUCCGCCGCCACCCAGACGUGUGGACAGUCGAUUGUCUGUUUCAAUACCAGAAGAAGAACCCGUCAGAAGUCCGUCGCAUUAUACUUCGCCGCAUAAAACAACGCAACACAUGGUUAGUCAUCAGCAAACAGAUAUGGCGUCUGCAAUUGCAUUGGCUGCAAGAAAUAGAGCAGAUAGGCUCAGCCAAUCAGAAGAACAAAAACGAACCGAACCUGUAGCGACUACACCAAAAGCAGAGGAAGCCGGUAUUGAAGAAACACCAACCAAAUCUGUCGCCGAAAUUUCGUCCGCAUUAUCUAUUGCUUUGGCAGCUAAAGAGAGAAUGUUGAGCCAACAGAAAUCUGGAAAGUCAAAUGUCGAUGUUAAAAAACCACAAAACACUUUUACAGUCAAUCCAAACUCAACUCGAUCGUCCGCCGUAAAAAUAAACACCACAAAGCAGUUUUCAACAGGCAGGGCCCCGUCAAGUGGAAACACCCCAAUUAAUCGGCAUGUGUUACCCCCGCCGCCUUCGAAUUUACCCCCACCACCACCUCCGGAUGAUUUCGAUGACGGUUUGGCGCUCCCACCACCACCAUCAUUCCCAGCUCCGGAUCAUCACACAAGAUUUAAUCACAUGACAUUUGAUGAAUUAUUGGAUCUUCCUCCACCACCUUCAGAUCUCUUGCCAAGUCCGAAUUCAAAUAAUCAAAGUCAUAUUUCACCUCCAGAAGGAUACCGGAGAGAGGAACAAAAAACGAAACCGAAUUCUCUCGGAUUUUUGCCUCCGCCUCCGAUCCCACCACCGCACGAAGAUGACGACGGUUGCACUUCGCCUAAUGGAGCUGAUAACUUGAGCAACGCAGACUCUGGAGUUGCCGAUGUAGCGGGAGAUGGACUCAACUUAAGUCACCAUCACAGAAAUCAUGUUAGUGGCGAUAACCAUUCAACAGUUUCCAGCGUUUCUACGACUUCUACCAUGUCAUCAGAAGACACUAAUUCAGACUAUUCGUCCGAACGUGCAUGGCCAUUGAGAGAAGUUCGAAACAGUUCGAACGAAGAAAGAAGCUCAUCGCCCGCUGCUCCAGCUGGAAAUAUGUACCUUGACGUAUUAAAGAAAGCCAAAUCCAAGCAGACGACACAAGAAGAGAGCGUAAAAUCACAGAAUGAGGCCAAGAAAAAUAAUUUGCGUCCUGGAAUCACGGUAACGAAAAUGACAUUUGCGCCUGUAACCGUGCUACCGCCCCCAGCGGAGAAGUCGAAAGAGGCGUCAAAAUCAAGUAAUGUCUUCCCGCCAGCUCCUAAAGAGUAUACCACAAACGAAACGAAGCCGUUAUUUGGCAAGGCACCGGCAGUUCAAACGCAAAAGGUGAAUUUUAUGUCGCCCGCAGCCAAGGCUCCAGAAAAGGCCACGCCUAUCAAAACAACGCCAAUUGUGGGUCCAGGAGCCGCCACAAAAACCACGAUCAACCCUGCCAAAAGUGUGAACAACAACGAAAGCCCAGAAAAGAAGCCGACAGCGCCUGCUAGCGCACAGAAGCCGUUGGUUCAAUGGACAGUGACGGAUGUUUCAGAUUGGUUGAAAGACCUCGGCCUUCAAAUGUACAUUUCAUCGUUCGAAGAAAACGAAAUAGCGGGCGAACAUUUACCUGACUUAGGUAAAGACGAACUCAUUGAACUUGGAGUCAAACCUUUCGGUCACAGACUUACUAUUGAUCGAUCUAUCAAGAAGUUAACCAGUUAAGUAAAGAAAUCUGACUGUGCUGAAAUUGUAUAUUUCGAUUGAUAUUUUCAGAAUAUUAAGUGCCAAUAUCAUAAAUGCUCGCCUUCUACAACAUAGUUGACUCAGAACUUAGUUUAGCAUUGACUAUUAAUUUAUAUUUGCGGUUUAAUUUUGUUUCAAAGUCUUUUCAGAUUCAAGGUAAACACUUAGUUGACUUCGUUUUAUAAGUUUUCGGUAUAUUUUGGAGCUCUUUACACAGUAAAUAACAGUUUGAACUAGUACGGUUGUUUUAUAUUCAAUAGUACAAAGUUUUUUUAUUUAUUUUCAAUAUUUCGUUACGUUAAUUUGUCUAGAUUUAAUAAGAAAAUACGUACUCGACUUUUGCUUUUUUCUUUUCAUUAAAUAAAUUCGUUUUGAUGCGCAUCUGCCCUAUUCAACGCGUUAUGAAAAAACGAAUUUUUUUUUUGUUCGUUUCGUCUUAUUUUGAAUCUUUUGCCGAAUUAUUGACGAUUUGGGUUACCAUAAAAUGUUCCUUUUUGCGUGUAUAUACAUAUAUAUGUUUUUUUUUUCUUGAGAAAUUUUCUACGUUUAAAAUCUUACGCAGUAUAAUUGUCCUACACAUCGCCACGACUCGUAUUAUAAAUUUUUAGCAAAAAAAUUCCAAGACCUUUUUUUCCCAAAGUGGCUGUAUUGUUCGAAAAAAACGAAAACAGAUUAAGAAUUGUGAGUUUUUUUUUUGUUUUUUUUUUAAAUUUCAAUAUAUUUGUCCUACAAAUCGCCACAACUUGUAUUGUGAAAUUUUUAGCAAAGUAUUCCAAGUGUCUGCCAUAGUGAAAAUACGGAGAUAUAUCACCUAAAAAUGGCGAGUUAAAACGAUUCCCGAUAUUUGAUUUCGUAUUUGCUUUCUCAUCGCAUCUCAAAUAUUACACACCAAUGCUGCUUGUGUUUUGUUAAUCACGCUAACAUGUAACAAAGAAACGCCACGAGAUUUUGCUUCUUUUUGUUUAUUACCAAGUACACACCAACUCCGGUACACGAUUGAUUAUUCUUCAGUCGACUGUGUUCACUUCUUACUAUUUUUCCUUUUUUUUUUAAUUUUUUUUUAACGUUCGUUGGCUUGGUUGACUAUCAUCCUUCUUAAGUUUAUGGAGAAAUAUAUAACAAAAUUACAUCCUUGAAAUGAAUUCAUUAUUUUGUCAUUGUGAAAAUACUCCAUGUAUUUUAUUAGACUACUUUUGUGUUUAAUCAAAUCACAGAAACUAGUGUUGACCGUUAUUACAACUAACUAUCGAAUUCACGUUAAGUUUCGGUUUAUUUUCGUGUACAUUUAUGACGUGUUUUCAUUUGGAUGGAACCUCCCCGACAAUCAGUAUUACGCCAUCCGUCCGUUUUUACUCAUUAAAAAAGAGAAUCUACUACUUUUUAGUAUUUCCACUACUUGAGUGUUUUUCACACAACUUAUGACCGUUGGGCACCCGCUUAAGUUUCAUCAAUGUUGCAUCGUACUAUAAGCAUGGUCAGAAGCCCUUUUGAUCGGUUAUUCGCAAUGAUUUGACGAAGGAAGGGCUUUAUGCUUUUAUAUUAUAAUUUUCUUCUUUCUAUUGCUCUCUCUAGCCAGGGUCAAAAACUACGGUAAAGUUGUUUCGAAUUCAUCCCCAUAUCUCGGGGUAAUUCUGAAAUAUUUUUACUCGUACUGGCCGACUCUUUUUCAUUUUGGUUUUGUUCGUCAUUAUUAUUGUUUUUCUUGUUGAUUUUUGUUAUUUUUUUGUUUUCCAUACAUUUAUUAGUUAUCAUGAUGUCCUCUUGGUAAGACGAUGACAAAAUAUACAACGGUUGCAAAAA
This is a messenger RNA of Styela clava, 6922 nucleotides long. RefSeq lists its product as uncharacterized. The record is from RefSeq and is a predicted model, not a curated record. Gene Ontology annotation, molecular function: ionotropic glutamate receptor binding; synaptic receptor adaptor activity. NCBI's taxonomy places the organism in Eukaryota, Metazoa, Chordata, Ascidiacea, Stolidobranchia, Styelidae. Gene Ontology annotation, cellular component: postsynaptic membrane; dendritic spine; postsynaptic density.